Molecule: messenger RNA, 4490 nt
Organism: Dicentrarchus labrax (European seabass)
Lineage: Eukaryota; Metazoa; Chordata; Actinopteri; Moronidae
Gene: fkbp15b
Product: FKBP prolyl isomerase family member 15b
Exons: 30
Coding region: 122-3976 (1284 amino acids)
Cellular component (GO): growth cone
Molecular function (GO): peptidyl-prolyl cis-trans isomerase activity
Source: RefSeq, a predicted model, not a curated record
AGUCAGCUGAUUCCACCACAAACAGGAAGGGGAAGUCACAGCUCAACAAAGUAGUCAUGUAAAAGCAGCUAACUCAUUUGUAGUUUGGUUAAUUUAAUAAAAGAAGGCUUCAGGUCCAAAGAUGUUCGGCGGAGACGAUGAAGACGGGGACUUCUUGUCUCCUUCCGGAGGGGCCAAGUUAGCCUCCCUGUUUGGAUUAGACCAGCAAACCAGUCAGGGGAAUGAGUCGUUCCAGUACACGGCACCCAAACAGCCCAGAAAGAGCUCCAAUUCAGCAGCAGCCGCCCAGAAACCAGCUCCACCAUCGGGAGCUCCUGCAGUGUUACUCGCCACAGCGGUCCAAGCCUUCAGAUAUAUUAACGGACAGUAUGUGAAGCAGGGCAAGCUGGGAGCAGCCGUACUGGGCAACCACACGACAAAAGAGUACAAGCUGCUUCUGUACUUGAGCCAACAGAAACAAGUAGCCGCUGCCAAGAUUCAUGUGGGCUUUGUUUUCACGGUUCAGCCAAACAACUACUGCACUUUUUAUGACGACCAGAGGCAGAACUGGUCCCUGAUGUUUGAAUCAGAGAAAGCUUCAUUGGACUUCUGCAAAGAGGUAUGUUUGGCCAAAGCGAACAGUGCGGCCUCCUUAGAUGCCGUGGUGAUUCAGGAUCUGAGUCUUGGCGAGGGCCAGGCAGUGGAGAACGGAGACUCUCUGGAAGUGGUGUACACAGGCUGGCUCCUGCAGAACAACGCCAUCGGACAGAUGUUUGACUCCAACCAGAACAAGGACAAGUUGCUACGACUGAAAGUUGGAGCUGGAAAAGUGAUCAAAGGCUGGGAGGAAGGGAUGCUAGGAAUGAAGAAGGCAGGUCGUCGUCUUAUUGUCAUUCCACCCACCCUAGCUUAUGGAGCCAAAGGAGUCCCCAACCGAAUCCCUUCUAACAGCACCCUUAUUUUUGAAGCAGAGCUUCGACGGGUGAAGUUUUCCAAGGACAGUGGGUCUGAUCGGGCCAGUGCUAGCUCCAGAGACUCUGCUGCUCCCUCCCCUGCUCCUUCCCCAGCACCCAGUGUGGAAAAUCUGGCCCCAGAGCCCCCAGUACAGACAACUGCCUCAGGUCCAGGCAUAGCAGGGGAGCCACCACUUCGUGCAAAGUCAAACUCGCUCAGUGAGCAACUGGCAAAUCCAGACGCCACAAAAGCCAAGCUGAUCUCUCGCAUGGCAAAGAUGGGCCAGCCUAUGUUGCCCUUUCUGACAGGAGUGGCCAGCCAGCCCGAAUCCAGUGACUCUGAGCUUGAGGACACCAGCGGCAGCAGAGUGAAGGAUCGGCCAGCAGCUCCAUCUCCUGUGCAGAUAUCCACUGCUGCUCCAGCUUCUGCACACGUACAUCCUCAUCCUCACACCGCUCCACCGUCUGCCUUAGUUCCUGUUAUGACCAGUGUUGCCCCACAGCCUGGGCUGCCAGGCAGCAGCCACGCCUUUCAGCCUUACUCCUACACACAGACCUCUGCAGCUCCAUCUCAGCUGCAGCCUGUUGGCCAGGUCUACCCCGCACAAACUGUCCCAUACAUGGGCUCCAGUGAUGUGACUUCCUUCUUGAUGACUGAGGCCCGACAACACAACACAGAGAUCCGGUUAUCUGUUGGAAAAGUAGCAGAUAAAGUGGAUCAGCUGGCCUCAAAGAUAGAUGACCUUCAAAGGCAGGGAAGUCUUUCCAUGGGUGUGUCUAGUAUGUCGAUGGAAACCUCCAUGAUAAUGCACAACAUCCAAAGAAUUGUCCAGGAAAAUGAAUGUUUAAAAAAGGAAGUCUUUGAGAAAAGCUCCCGCAUUGAGGAGCAAAACCAUAAGAUUGGGGAGCUCAUCAACCAGAACCAGAGGUACAUGGAGCAGAGUAACCUGCUGCUGGAAAAGAGGAACGACUCCCUCAAGUCAUCCAGUGAGCAGAACCAGGCCAGACUACUGCAGGCUGAGCAGGACAAGCAUGCACUGCCUCAGGACCUGGGCUCCGGCCAGGUCCGUCUGACGGAGGAUCUGGCUACGUCCACAGCCCGGCUCUCUCAGCUGCAGCUAGAAGCUUCGGCUCAACAGCAGAAGGUCACAGAGCUUCAGACUAAACUGAGCUCAGCACUGCAGGACAGUGAGAGCCACAGCCAACGCAUCACAGCCCUGGAUACACAGCUGGAAGAGCUGAAGGAGGCAGCAGAGAGGGCCCAGGCUCAGUACCGCUCAGAGAAACAAAGACGCAAAGAAAUGGAGCUGAAAGUCAACAACAUGGAGGAGGAACUGCAGGACCUGAAGACUGAUAAAGAGAGUCUAGAACGAACACUUUCAGAAAGGAAGAAGAAGUGGCAGGCUGAGCGUCAGCGUCAGGAUGAGGAGGUGGAGGAGCUCCGCAAGAGCAGCCAGCAGGAGCUGGACAACCUGCGAGCUCAACUUCGCAAAGCCAGGACCAGCACUGACAACGCUGCAUCUGAACAGUUGUCUCAGCUGCAGGCGGAGCUGGAGGAGGAGUGGAAGGGGAAGUGUGAGCAGAUGUUGGCCUGUGCUAAAGAGCAACACAGUAGAGAGCUGGCUGAACUAACAGAGCAAAGAGAUGCUCUGCAGGGCAAGCUAACCCAGCUACAGGAAAAGUUCACAGUUAUGAAGCAGUCAAGGGAUUCAGAAGAACAGAGUUUGCUACAACACCAUGGGCAGAUGGAGCAGGCCCUUCAGGAAAAAUACACAGCCUUAGAGCAGCAAGGAGUAGCUGUAAAGGAGGGACUGGAAAGAAGAGUGGCUGAACUGGAGAAGAAACUGGUAGAGCAGGAGAGUUCAGGAGACACUGCAGCAGAGGUGAAACGCGUGAUGAACGGAGUGUUUCAUUCUCUGCGAGGGGAGUUUGACCUGAGUGAAUCUUACAGUGGCCAGGCUGUGCUGGGGGUGAUUGUCACUACCAUUAAGAAUGUAACCCUGCAGCUGCUCAGUGGCACAGACGGGUCUUCACUGAAAUCGGGUAAGAAUGAAGAGAAAGCAGAGGAAAAGGAGGAAGAAGAAAGUGAUGAUGUGAAACAAAGAGAUGAGAGAGAGGAGACACCUCAUCAGAAUGUACAUGUGAAUGGAGAGAGAGAAGUCAAAGAGGAAGAACAACAUGUUGCUGAAUUGGCUUCUCACCAAGUUGGUGAGACUCAGAUGGAUCAGGAAGAAGCAGCAGAGAAGGAGUUAAAGACACAAAGCCAGGCAGAGGGAUUGGCGGCCACUGAUCUUCAUCCAGUUUCAUCCACUGAAUCGAAACCGCUGGAGACCGAAGUAGCAGAGGCUGAAGUACAGUCAAAGCAGGCAGAACACUCUGUUCCUGAAUCCUCUACAGAGGCUGAAGUACAGUCGAAGCAGGCAGAACACUCUGUUCCUGAAUCCUCUACAGAGGCUGAAGUACAGUCGAAGCAGGCAGAACACUCUGUUCCUGAAUCCUCUACAGAGGCUGAAGUACAGUCGAAGCAGGCAGAACACUCUGUUCCUGAAUCCUCUACAGAGGCUGAAGUACAGUUGAAGCAGGCAGAACACUCUGUUCCUGAAUCCUCUACAGAGGAAGAAGACACCAAGAAGUCUGCAGAUCCAGAUAAUAAACCUGAUGAGAGCUCACCACCUGAGGAUGCACAGGAACCCGUGUCAGAAAGUAGUGCUGCAGUGAGCGGUGGCGUGGAUAAGGAGAGCGUGGAUGAUGGAGAGCGACUAGGAGAAAUGAAUGCCGCUUCUCAGAAAGCCUUUGGACCCCCAGCCAACCCACCUCCACCCCCGAAUGCACUUCAGAACAGCUCAGGAGAGGACACAAGUCUGACUGGGGGAAUGGGUGAGGAAAAUGGAGAGGAGCCAUUUUUCCAGAUCACAACCCCUGCCAAACCCCCCGCAGCUCCCAGCGAAGAAGAGGAGGAUGAGAUGAGCUUGAAGGGGCACCCCCCCCCUGCCCCUCUGUUUGGGGACGAUGAGGACGAUGAUGAUCUGGACUGGCUGAACUGAGAUGGAACCAGAAUGAUAAAAGUCUUCGUCAUGAUUUUCAACACUGAAAGCAGGCACAAGGUGCUUUACCAGCUGUCUCUGUCUGGUGGAGCCGUCAAGAUGACGACAGAAAGCCUCUGCUGGUGAACUUGAUUGGACGGAGUCAGACAGCCUGGCUCUCUUCACAUCUGUGUUGUCUUGCUGACUGACAGCUGCUGCCUCAGCGUCCUGGAGAACAAAGCCACGAUUCCAGGCUCUGAUUCUGGUUGAAAUAACAAGCCUAUAAUUCACAGAAGAAUCCAAACAAAUACAUUAAUUAUGUGAUCUGUGAGUAUCUGUUGGUGAUGCAGUUUAAUCCCAAAUUUUACAUGGCACUGUAGCAGAGUAGUUUGUUGAAUCAGCAGUAACCUGUUGUUGGUGGUUUCAGAGUGUACCAUUAUGGUUUUUAAUUAUUAGCUUGCUGCUUUGAGAAUAGAUCUUUUACACAAUUUUGCUAACCUGAAAUUCAUUCUAGAAAAUAAAUGACAUGAAGGUG